UUGCGAUUAUUCAUCGCUCGUGCGAUUUGGUUUCGUCCAAGUGGCGAGCAGCAAUUAAAACGAAAGCCCGGUUGUCAAAUGUAUAAAAAGCUUGACCACCCAGCUAGAACAUUGCAAACCGCCCCAGAGCGUUAUCAGAGCAGCUCCUUAUCGCCAGCUUUUCGUUCCAGAUCCCGCUCCCAAGUCUCCAGUUUAUUCCAGCUGCAGCGCUUUGUUCCCAUCUAAAAAUUCAGUGACUGCCCAUUUGCCGAUCGACCAAGUCGCGUGAGCUGCCAUUAAUCACUCGUUAUGGGUAUCGAAAAAAUUCUACCAUGCACCCUCCGGCUGAACAAGCUGAUGAGCGCGGCGGGCAGCGACUGCCUUUGCAUCAUCGAUCGCAACGCGGUUCCCACCGAGCUGAAGGCUGCUUUCGAGGAGCACCGCAGCUUCGACAAGUCCUUCGACAGCAGCAUAUCCUGCUUCAAGGCUCCCAAUGUUGAGCAGCCGGUGGUCUACGCACCCGUCGCUGAGCUCACCGACUACGAUGAUGUGAGGAGCUACCAGGAGGCGGCCAAGAAGUCCAUGCAGAAGGUGCUCAAGGCUGGUUUCACAACUCCUUUGCUUGUUGUUCCCAAAGUGAAGCGUUUCCCUGAGGCUGAGCUCUGCACCGUUCUUGGAGCUCUCGAACAGCUUUAUGUGCCCAUUCAACUGCGUGAGGCAGGAACCUGCAAGGAUUCCGGCGUGACUACGCUCAGUCUCCAGAUCGACGAUCCCAAGGCCGAUGAGAUCCUCAGGGAAGCCCAAAUCCUCGAGGCUGGUCGCUUUGUGGCGCGUGACAUUGGAGUCGGAGACCCGGAGCGCAUGACGCCCAUCCAGGUGGAGAAGUACAUCAAGCCGCUGUUCGAGAAGCUGAACGUGAAUGUGAUCAGUGAUCCGAAGAUCCUGGAGAAGGAGUACCCAUUGUUUGCUGCCGUCAACCGGGCAGCAGAUGCCGUGGAGCGCCAUCGUGGUCGCAUCAUUUUCCUGGAGUACAAGCCCCCAAAGCCGGCGAGGAAAACCCUGAUGCUGGUGGGCAAGGGCGUGACCUACGACACCGGCGGUGCUGACAUCAAGGCCGGAGGAGUGAUGGCCGGCAUGUCGCGCGACAAGUGCGGAGCAGCAGCUGCCGCAGGAUUCAUGCAGGUGGUCAGCAAGCUCCAGCCGGAGGAUAUCCAUGUGGUGGCUGCUCUCUGCAUGGUCCGCAAUUCGGUGGGCGAGGAGUGCUAUGUGGCUGAUGAAAUCAUCACCUCGCGAGCGGGUCUCCAUGUGAGGAUUGGCAACACCGAUGCCGAGGGCAGGAUGUGCAUGACUGAUGCUCUCUGCCGGAUGAAGGAGAUGGUCGUGGAGCAGAAUCUCCCCGAUCCGCAUAUCUUCACCAUUGCCACUUUGACGGGACACGCUUUCAUCUCGGCUGGGGAAGGUCAGUCGAUUGCCAUCGAUAACAGCGUGGCCCAUCGGGAGGAUCAUGCCAGGAAACUCCAGGCUGCCGGUCAGACCUUCGGCGAGCCCUUCGAGGUUUCCAUUCUCCGUCCCAGCGACUUUGCCUUCAAUGCGGGUAAGGUGAUUGGCGAGGAUCUCGUCCAGGCCAACAAUGCUCCAUCGGUGAAGACACCGCGCGGUCACCAGGUGCCCGCCGCCUUCAUGAUCAUGGCUUCGGGAUUGGACAAGCACGGCUUGGACUCGGAGGUGCCGAUCAAGUAUACUCACAUCGAUAUUGCCGGCAGUGCCGGUGAGCAUCCAUCGAUGCCCACAGCUGCCCCUCUGGUUUCCCUUGUGAAGACCCAUCUGCAGAAGUAGUUCCCCUCGAGCUCAUUGUCAUUCGAUGGAGUUCUGUACUUACCCCAUAUAUGCAUAGCUAACCAACAAUAUUAUCUUUCUGUCCACUUACUGCAUCACUGUUCUCAAUAAAAACUAAAUCAAUAAAGUUA
This is a messenger RNA of Drosophila ficusphila, 1946 nucleotides long. It is a transcript of the gene Dip-B, whose product is annotated as putative aminopeptidase W07G4.4. NCBI's taxonomy places the organism in Eukaryota, Metazoa, Arthropoda, Insecta, Diptera, Drosophilidae. The record is from RefSeq and is a predicted model, not a curated record. Gene Ontology annotation, biological process: proteolysis. Gene Ontology annotation, molecular function: metalloaminopeptidase activity; manganese ion binding. The transcript is spliced from 4 exons. Gene Ontology annotation, cellular component: cytoplasm. The coding region runs from base 289 to 1815 and encodes 508 amino acids.